AUGACAGACGAUGCACACAAUGACAUGGAAAUUGACACGGAAAUUUCUUUAAUGGAAAAUGCUAAGCGCAAAGCGCCAGAGCCAAAGCCAAAAACCAUUCAUUUCACGUCGCGCAAUCCACCCUGGACAUACCUAAAGCUCAAGCUUGUUUCCCAGCCAGGAAGCACGUCACAACACCUCGAUGCCGUCUCCGCACGAACCUACCUCUCCUCCGCGUUGUCGCAAUUCCUCGGCCUGACAGGAGCAGCCAUUCCGAUCGACAUCCUGAAGAUUGAGACUGGACCCCCAUCAACCACAAAACUCGAUAUUGUGUGGAUUCGAGUUCCUCGCGAGGAUGCCUCGGCCGUCGUGAGCGCAGUGAGCUCGUGGAUUGGCAGCGGAAAUAACUCAGCAGGCUCUGGGGAUGUUGCAUGGAGGGUUUGUGCCAAAGGAAAUUUUCUUGGUGCCCUGGUUGCCGGCUCUGGGGCCGACUUGUUCGUUCCCUAG
Messenger RNA from Penicillium digitatum Pd1, 486 nucleotides. RefSeq lists its product as uncharacterized. Gene Ontology annotation, cellular component: nucleolar ribonuclease P complex; ribonuclease MRP complex. NCBI's taxonomy places the organism in Eukaryota, Fungi, Ascomycota, Eurotiomycetes, Eurotiales, Aspergillaceae. Gene Ontology annotation, molecular function: ribonuclease P activity; ribonuclease MRP activity. The record is from RefSeq and is a predicted model, not a curated record. Gene Ontology annotation, biological process: intronic box C/D snoRNA processing; tRNA processing; nuclear-transcribed mRNA catabolic process, RNase MRP-dependent.